Didymodactylos carnosus is the source of this 948-nucleotide messenger RNA. The record is from the annotation of a GenBank genome assembly. NCBI's taxonomy places the organism in Eukaryota, Metazoa, Rotifera, Eurotatoria, Philodinida, Philodinidae.
AUGACACUAACAGAAGAGUUGGAAAAUAUUUAUCAUAAAUUGGGACGUUUUCAACAAUCGUUAACUGAGGCACGUCUUCGACAGCAACAAUGGACUAAGUCAUUUUAUAUUUAUGCCAUAUUAGUUUAUACUGGCAUUAAUUUAGUUUCUUAUGCUUAUUUUUUACCAAGUAAUUAUCUAACAAGGUUAUAUUUAGUCGUCUUUGGUAUCUUAAUGGGUGCAUUAAUCUAUGGUUUACAUACUGUUGUCUGCUGGUACUUUCGUACUUCUAUUCAAGCAAAAGAAGAACGAAUUCAAUUACUUAAAGAGAGAAAACGAGAAUUACUUGACAUAGUGAAAGAACGAGAGCCAUAUAAUGUAGCACAAGGGCUUAUACGACGUUUUGAAUCUGAUAAUGUAUAUUCAACUGCAGCCACAACACCAUCACCCUCGGGAGAAGUACGUCAACGUGUUACUGUGAGUAAGCCUCCAAGUGCCCAAGCAGCACACCAAACGCAGUCAACGCAACAGCAAAUUUCUCCAACUCCAACUAAAGGACAACAGUCGACAACAAUAACAACACCGGGCGAUGUUACACCUGGAAAAUUACCACGUACAAUUUUACCUCCUAAACGAACGGUGUGGGGUAUGCUUUUGGAUACGUUUGUUGGCGAUGGGCCUUCAAAACGUUACGCUAUGAUAUGUAAAAACUGUUGUAGUCAUAAUGGAAUGGCACUUGAAGAAGAAUUUGAAUAUUUACAUGAUAAAACAUCGAUGUCACAUCAUCCAGUUCGUAUACCGUCUUCAUCUUCAUUGGUGACGAACGAAAACAAUAAUGUCAGUAAUGAACCACAACAAAAUAAUUCAGGCUCAUUGAAAGAAAAUGCUCACCAUAAUAUUCAACAACCAACAUUAUCAUCAGCAUACGAAAGUCUUACUGAUGAAACAAGAUAUACUGCAACCGACUAA